AUGGGCCACGUGAACAGCCAAACUAAUUUACCAUCUGAAAUGACGACAUCAAGUCAACCUGCAAAGGCACAAGGUGCUGAAGCCAGCCCAGAGAGGAGAAUGAAGUCGGGCUGCAGAAGGCACAGGAGUGCUAGAGCAGCAGCCGCUAGCAGCACGACCCCUGUUACCACUGGCGACAACGGCACCCAAUCAAACCAAGACUCCCGAAAUGCUCCACGAUCCCGAAGCAGCGAAUGUUACCAAGAAUCACCGUCCGCACGCAAUCGACGUUCUCAGAGUGAAGAAUGUGACCACCAUCCAUCAAAGAAACACAAAGCACGCUCUACGAGCAAUGAACGCCGUCAAAGAUCUAGAGAUCCACGAAAACAACGAUCUCAAUCUACCGGUCGUCAACAUGGACUUUUGGACUUGGCCUUCCAACGCGACCCGAUCGUUAAACGCAGCCAAAGCGUUCAACGCGAGCCAAACGUACAGCGUGACUUAAGCUUUGCGCGUGACCCAAGCGUGCAAUGUGUUUCGAGCUCUCAACGUGGCUCACGCGUGCAACUCGAUCCAAACGCUCUUCCUGAUUUUAGCAUCGAGCGUGACCUAAUAACCCAACACGAUCCAAGAGCUCAAUCUGUUUCGGCCACUCAAGUUAACCUAAAUCCGAAUAGUCCCCGUGAUCCAAAUACCCAACGUGUCCAAGUUGAUACGAGUACACAACAUGGCCAACAUGAACAACGUGAUGCAAGCGUACAUCUGGCUAUUCAAAAAGACGCUACUAUCCUCAAUGAUCAAUGUGGCAUAAUACACGAUUCUGGCACCAAAACUGGUCCUGAUGACCAGGUUGACCCCGGUAGCAUACAUGUUACUGGAAUCAAAAUUGAUCUUGGUAAAAAAAUCGAUCCUGACGAAAAAAUGGAUCAUGCUGCAAAAAUUGAAAGAGGUGGAAAAGGCGACCCUGACGAAAAAAAUGACCCAGAAGAAAAUCUAGAUCCUGAAACCCAAGUCGGGCAAAAUGAUGCAAUAGACCCUGGUGACCAAGAUAAGCCUGUUAGUUUUGGCUUGACUGAUCCGUGCGUUCAAAUCUGCUUAAGUGCCCCAAUCGGUCCUGGUGACAAACUUGAGCCGGGCUGUGAAAUAAGCACUGUGGAACUAAUAAAUCCAGAUGAUGAAAUCAGUCCUAGCAAACAAAUUGGCUUAGAUAACCCAGUGGAUCCGGGUGGCCGAGUUGCUCAAGGCGCUCAAUUCAGGCGGGGCGACCAAAUCGGCUUAAGCGGUCAAAUCCAGGUUGAUUCAGGUGAUUCGAGCGAUUUAAGUGACCAGAGCAUUUCUAGCGACCUAAGUGGCCAACGUUCACACAGCGACACUGAACCUUUCAAGAACAUUGAACGUUAUUCAAUGGAUGUAUCCUCAAACCAGGAUAAAUCAGGUGAUAUAGGAGAAAAUGAUUCUACUCCUGCAAGUUCACAAGGGAAAAAACGUGAAAAAGGCAAAAAAUCUGACAAGAACAAAAAGUCCGACAAAGGCAAAAAAUCUGAAAAAGCUAAGAAGUCUGAAAAAGAAAAGAAAUCUGAAAAAACCAAGAAAGCUGACAAAGGCAAAAAGAAUGCUAGCGAAUCAAAAGGUAAAAAAACCCCGGAAAAACAGCGGAGCGAGGACGAGGAAUAC
Messenger RNA from Iphiclides podalirius (scarce swallowtail), 1653 nucleotides. The record is from the annotation of a GenBank genome assembly. Lineage: Eukaryota; Metazoa; Arthropoda; Insecta; Lepidoptera; Papilionidae.